Messenger RNA from Purpureocillium lilacinum, 900 nucleotides. RefSeq lists its product as uncharacterized. The record is from RefSeq and is a predicted model, not a curated record. Gene Ontology annotation, biological process: dephosphorylation. Lineage: Eukaryota; Fungi; Ascomycota; Sordariomycetes; Hypocreales; Ophiocordycipitaceae. Gene Ontology annotation, molecular function: phosphoprotein phosphatase activity.
AUGGCUGAACCCUCGCCGCCGCUGGACAAGGUCCUCAACUUCCGCGACGUCGGCAAGACGGUGAAUCUCUACCUCGGCGAGAGGCGCGUCCGCGAGGGCGUCAUAUUCCGCUCCGCGCGGCCAGACGAUGCCACGCCGCGGGACAAGACCAUCAUCAGGGACCAGCUCGCAAUCAGGACCGUCAUAGACCUGCGGACAAAGACGGAACUGCUCGAACAGGCGCAAAAGAGUCACGCCCAGGGCCAUGGCGCGGAACCUUCCUCGCCCGGCGGCACCGCGCCCGUCCACCCCCCGCGCAUAAAGGGCAUCGAGUACAAGGAGAUCAAGAUCACCGGCCGCUCGUUUGAGAAGCAUCUGAUGAGCCAGCUCUCCUGCAAGGUCAUUGUCCUCUACAUUGUCGGCUACCGCAUCGACGCCGUGCGCAUCAUCGGCCAAGAGGUCCUCCUGGCGCGCGGCCUCGUCGGUCUCGGCACCGACACGCUCGACCAUUCGGGCGCCGAGAUCCGCGAGGCCCUGCUGCUCUACGGCAGCUCGCAGUCUGUCCCUGUGCUGGUGCACUGCACGCAGGGAAAGGACAGGACAGGCACGUUUCCAUUCUCUUGCGAGGCACUCUUUGGCAUCGUGUGCGCAUUGCUCCUCAUGAUCCUUGAGGUGCCUGCCCCGGCCAUCGAGCACGACUACUUCCUCACGGACGCGGCUCUCGUCUCCGAGCGCGAGGAGAGGAUUGCCGAGAUCCGCAACAUUGGCCUCACUGAUGAGUGGUUCAAUACCGCAGAGGACAUGAUCACGGGCAUGGAGAAGCACUUGGCCCAGACGUACGGCGGCCUGGACGCGUACCUCGACGGCAUCGGCUUCAGCGAACAAGAUCGUGCCAGGCUCCGCGAGAAACUACUCUACUGA